Euleptes europaea (tarantolino) is the source of this 1572-nucleotide messenger RNA. It is a transcript of the gene G6PD, whose product is annotated as glucose-6-phosphate dehydrogenase. Gene Ontology annotation, molecular function: glucose-6-phosphate dehydrogenase activity; NADP binding. The coding region runs from base 13 to 1572 and encodes 519 amino acids. NCBI's taxonomy places the organism in Eukaryota, Metazoa, Chordata, Lepidosauria, Squamata, Sphaerodactylidae. The transcript has 12 exons. Gene Ontology annotation, biological process: pentose-phosphate shunt, oxidative branch; glucose metabolic process. The record is from RefSeq and is a predicted model, not a curated record. Gene Ontology annotation, cellular component: cytosol.
AACAACGCUGCCAUGAUGAGCCGUCACCUUGUACAGGAGGCGCUCAGUCUUGAGGACGUCUGUGGGAUGCUACGACAAGAACUGUGCCAGGGGAAUGACUUUCUCCAGUCAGAUACCCACAUCUUCAUCAUCUUAGGGGCUUCGGGUGAUCUAGCCAAGAAGAAGAUCUAUCCAACCACCUGGUGGCUGUUCCGAGAUGGGCUGCUUCCAGAUGACACCCACGUGGUGGGUUAUGCCCGGUCCCGGCUCACGGUCGCUGACAUCCGCAAGCAAAGCCAGCCAUACCUAAAGGCCACCCCCGAGGAACAAAAGAAGCUGGAUGCGUUCUUUGCUCGCAACUCCUACGUCCAAGGGAAGUACGACGACCGGGCCUCCUUCGAACAGCUCAACGCUCACCUGAACUCUCUGCACAAUGGCGAGAAAGCCAACCGGCUCUUCUACCUGGCUUUGCCACCUAGUGUCUACGAGGACGUCACCCAGAACAUCCGGGAAACCUGCAUGAGUACAGUCGGCUGGAAUCGUGUCAUCGUGGAGAAGCCUUUUGGCAAGGACUUGGAGAGUUCCAACAGGCUGUCGGACCACAUUUCGGCGCUUUUUAGAGAAGACCAGAUCUACCGCAUUGACCACUACCUUGGCAAGGAGAUGGUGCAGAACCUGAUGGUGCUCAGGUUCGGGAACCGGAUCUUUGGCCCCGUCUGGAAUAGGGACAACGUGGCCUGUGUCAUACUGACCUUCAAAGAGCCGUUUGGCACAGAGGGCCGUGGCGGCUACUUCGAUGAGUUUGGCAUUAUCCGGGAUGUGAUGCAAAACCACCUUCUUCAGAUGCUCUGCUUGGUGGCCAUGGAGAAGCCAGCCUCGACCAACUCCGAUGAUGUGCGAGAUGAGAAGGUAAAGGUGCUCAAGUGUAUCUCGGAGGUAAAGCCUGAGAACGUGGUGCUCGGUCAAUACGUGGGGGAUCCAGCAGGCCAAGGGGAAGCUCGGAAGGGCUACCUGGAUGACCCGACAGUCCCACCCGGCUCCACCACCCCCACCUUCGCCGCAGCUGUGGUCUAUGUGGACAAUGAAAGAUGGGAUGGCGUGCCGUUUGUCUUGCGCUGCGGCAAAGCCCUGAACGAGCGCAAGGCGGAGGUGCGGUUGCAGUUCCGGGAUGUGCCGGGCGACAUCUUCCAGCGGCAGUGCAAGCGCAACGAGCUGGUGAUCCGUGUGCAGCCCAACGAGGCCGUCUACACCAAGAUGAUGACCAAGAAGCCUGGCAUGUUCUUCAACCCGGAGGAGUCGGAGCUUGACCUCACUUAUGGCAACCGCUACAAGGAUGUGAAGCUCCCAGAUGCCUAUGAGCGCCUCAUCCUGGAUGUCUUCUGCGGGAGCCAAAUGCACUUUGUUCGCAGUGAUGAACUGCGUGAGGCCUGGCGUAUCUUCACUCCAUUGCUCCACAAGAUCGAGGCUGAGAAGACCCCGCCUAUUCCCUAUCGCUACGGAAGCCGCGGCCCUCCCGAGGCGGAUGAGCUGAUGAAAAAGGUCGGCUUCCAGUAUGAAGGCACCUACCGCUGGGUCAACCCUCACAAGCUGUGA